This is a messenger RNA of Eucalyptus grandis, 2162 nucleotides long. RefSeq lists its product as uncharacterized. NCBI's taxonomy places the organism in Eukaryota, Viridiplantae, Streptophyta, Magnoliopsida, Myrtales, Myrtaceae. The record is from RefSeq and is a predicted model, not a curated record. The transcript is spliced from 4 exons. The coding region runs from base 150 to 1115 and encodes 321 amino acids.
GACGCAGAAGCAGGUUGGGUAGUGAUAGGAUUACGAGCCAUCACCAUUCGGUGUCUGAUGGUGUACUUUCUUAUAAUGAUGGCCCUCCAAAUAGUGCUCAGGCAUCUAGGCGGUGGACCUCACCAUUACAAAAAUUCAAAGUGGGCGAGAUGGCUGGUCCUUCAGUUGGAGGAUCAAGGUCUGAAGCAUCUCCAUUUCCGCCGUGCACUGAGAGGUAUCUUCCUGUGAAAGCAGCUGCAGCAUCCCCCAGUUUUGGCUCCCCAUCGUCAUUCUCAGAGUUUGACACCUGGGAGUCAACACGACAGCAACCGUACUUUCUUCCUGGUCGUCACUCUAGACGCUCUCACUUGUCAAAAGCUGUUUACCCAAUGUUGUUUCACAAUCCAGUGUCCGACUUCGAGACCUUUGAUGAUGCCCAGGCCAGCAGCCUCGGCAGGUCGACUCCUGGUGAGGAUCGUAUCUCGCCAUCUUACUGGCAUGAAGAUGGUCUGUAUAGAGAGGACAAAUUUUACAGAGCUCUUGCUGAGCUCCGAAAGUUAGAGGCUUCUCCGGAUCUCAACACAAGCUCAAGAAGAGAUGGAUUUAGGUGGAGUAAUGCCAGUAGUUACGAUCUAGGGUUUGAUGGAGAAAGGUGCGUAAUUACAGAUAACACGGACAGGGAGGAAACUGCAUCACCUCAUGGCCGUGGAGUGGAUCAGAAAUGUGGAAUUUGUGGAAAAUUGUUACAGCAGAAGUCACCAUGGAGUUCCCAUCGGAUUUUACGUGGCAAUGACAUGCCAAUUGCUGGGGUACUUCCCUGCAGCCACGUGUUCCAUGCAGAUUGCUUGGAGCACAUGACCCCCAAAACCCAGAUUCAUGACCCUCCAUGUCCUUUGUGCCUGAAGUAUCUUGGACCUACCUCGGAAUCUCCAUUUGUGAAAGAGUCGUUGCAGAUGGCAUUAAGAUCUUUAAGGAGAAGUCGAGGGGUUGUGAUAGAUGAGGAUCUGCUUGAUCAAAAUGACAAAGCCUCAGCACAUACUAAGGAUAGAUUAAAGAAAAGUGGCCUUGGGUUGUUCAGCGUUGGAAUAUUGGUGGUUCUUCAUUGGGGAAUCAGCUUAAAAGGCAUCUACUUUUAAGGGGAGCAGUAGUAAAGAUCUUUGCCACAAAAGAGUCUCCGACAAGGCCAGUUCAUCCUCUAGCAAGCUGCCAGUCGUGGACCAUGUAUUUUCCAGUAGUCCUGUUUCUUCUAGUUAAGGUAGGCAUUCUUGUAUACUAGCCUCGGGUUGGAUGCAUUGUUGUCACACAUUUUCCUGGACCUCUUUUGGGGUCAGCAAUAUCUCAAAUGAGAUGAGUUGGAGAGCUAUAAUUGUCCACGGAAAGGAUUGAAUCAGUCCAUUUGAAUGAACUGUGGAGUUAGAUUUGGUCAGGCACAUAUUUUGGCAUACAUUCACCCGAAAGGUUUUUUGUGCUUGACAUGAAUGAAGUCGCUUUAGUGAAUCUGAGACAUCGUAUUCUGAUACUUGAUAAAAGGAAAGGAGUUGGUGUUUCGGAAUAUUGGCUGUAGAGAUUUUCAUGAAAUUACUGAUGUCUUGCUAAAAUUUCCACCCUGGCUGAAUUUCUACUAUCCUCUAAUCCACUUUGUGCUGCAUUAAUUCAGUCUCCGUCCUCACACAAGGCUAUCAUUUUGAGAAACCAAGGCCGAUAGGCUUUCAAUUUCACAUAUACGUCAUGGUGGAACUAGGAAUACCGCAUAUAGCAGCUCAUGCAGGUCACAUGGUUGCAACUGAGCAGUUCUCACAUGAUUUUGUGCAUAGGUGGGGUGCUAAACAGUUGUUGCACUUGUAAUGGUUAAUGCUAGAGGUUCGUGGGAGCCUAAGCAUUUAGCUAUUGCUCUUGCAUUUUGUUGACAAAUUCAUACAAUUCGUUGCCCUAGUACGGGCGAAGGUACCCUCAUCUGGACUGAAAUUGGGUAACCUGUUCUUCACCAAAUGGAGUUGCAGUUUUCGAUUCUCGAUGGUUGAUAAGCAGAGGAGAGGGAAGCUUUUGCUGUUCAAUCCUACUUCGUGCCAUGGGUAUCUCCAUGUACAGGGUUGGGUACCCAGUUUUUCAGGUUAUAGCGCCCCUCGAGAGAUUGUAACAUCAGAGGAAUCGCUUCUUAAUGAAUAAACUAGUGUUGCGAAUCA